GUUUCAUCCAUUUUUCCUUUUUUCUCAUACUUUUUUUUUUCAAAUUCGUUAUAUAAUUUUUAUAGUUUAUUUUAUCCCUGACGUUGUGUUAAAACUUGACGGAAUAAUUGAAUCGUAUUCAUUCUACAGUUAAUAUAAUUUAAAGGGAUAAAAUAAUAAUAUUAUGAAGAAGAAAAAAAAGAACGAAUUAAUGUUAUGCGUCGUUAAAAAUACUCGAUUGAAAUGGGACAAUCUCUAUAACGUGUCGCCAUAAUGGACUCUAUCCAAAAGUCUAGCGAGAGAGAAAGAGAGAGAGAGUUCUGCUUUCAGUGGUUAAACCGUUUCUAGUCAGCCGCGGCAGUAGUAGUAAGUCCGAGCGAGUUAUUAGGUCAGACCAUAUUUCAUAUACGCGCCGCGCUUAACUAUCCUUUCGCCUAUGUACGAAUUAAACGUUGCGUGUAACCACUUUAACCACCAUCCCGUUUUGACAUCAGAUGUACUUACGCGAACAAUGUUUCAAUAUGUAAUCGUCUUGUGUGCCCUCGUCUCAAUGACAUUGGCUGCCCCAGGUAUAGAAAAUGAAGUAAUAGAAAUCGUAAAACAAAGGGUAGCCGAACCAGCCCCAGAUGGUAGCUACAGUUUCGAAUACGAGACAGCUAAUGGCAUUCAAGUAUCUGAAGAAGCACAAGUUAGAGCCCAGGGUGACGAGCUUUUGAAAGAGGUCACUGGAACCUUCACUUAUACUUCUCCCGAUGGUACUCCAAUCCGUGUUACUUACACUGCCGAUGCCAACGGAUUCCAUCCUGAGGGUUCACACUUACCAGUUCCACCAGAAAUACCAGUACAUAUCCAGAGGGCUCUUGAAUACAUCGCCACCCAUCCUCAAGCAAAUGUUGAAAAUUGAUAGUUUUGUUUUAACAGAUAUUCCAUCUUCUCGUUCUUCUUCUCCUUCUUGUUCUAUUUCUUCUUCUUCUUCUU
Messenger RNA from Polistes dominula (European paper wasp), 957 nucleotides. Its product is annotated as endocuticle structural glycoprotein SgAbd-8. The record is from RefSeq and is a predicted model, not a curated record. Gene Ontology annotation, molecular function: structural constituent of chitin-based larval cuticle. Gene Ontology annotation, cellular component: chitin-based extracellular matrix. NCBI's taxonomy places the organism in Eukaryota, Metazoa, Arthropoda, Insecta, Hymenoptera, Vespidae.